AUGCAGAAACUCGGAAUUACUAAGAAUAUAAAAGAGGAGCCGCUUCCGGACACCAACAUAGCCCAAGGUCAGCGCCAGAAGCCGCUGACACACCAGUAAGUUGGCAUUUUAGACGUUUUUACGAGGUUUUCUGUUUUUCAGAGAUCUCAUUCCGACCGGGCAACGUGCACUCCAGCCAGGGAAGAAGAAGCAGAAGGAGGACAAUCGGGAGUGGCUGAAAGUUAAAAAAAACAUAAAGAAGGAGGAUUCGACUUCGAGUUUAUCCAAGCGCACCGACACGUUCGAUGUUGCUCCGACAUCAGCUUCAGACUACGUGGGACCUCCAUUUGCGCCGACGACUUCUGUUCUGGUUCAGCAGCAAGCGGGCAACCCGAACAUCAUUGCCACUCCGGUUGCACUCCGAGCCAACACAACACGGAGCAACAGUCAACAAUCGAAUAUUGGAACUCCGCAGGCAAAGAAAAGAAAAACGGAUAAGUCUGCAAAGUUUCCCGAACUCAAUUCGGAUUAUCACAUCUUUCAGGAAGUGCACGUCGAACUCGAUUUUCGUAAUCCUCUUCUCUUCGGAGUGUGAUCCGACGAAGAUCACCGCUGGAAUGAUCGUUCAAUAUCUGUCUCGUCUCCGGAUUCCGCUCGUCAAUAUGGACGACGUUCGUCCGGUCGGAACGAACGCUCACUACUUCUCAGCACUCGGAUGGGCAGCCACAUUCGAAUCCGUGAAUAAUCAUCUGACGAGUCUUCUGCAUUCGGUCAUCGCUCACGAUGAGUACGGCAGACACUCUGCCGAGCAGAAUAUGAUAAACGGAGGACGACCGAUUUGGAUCUGGAGGGCAAUGGACGAGCACGAAAAAGUUACGGCGGAAUUCUACAGAAUCGUUCAUCUGUAUGUUUUUUUUUAGAUCUCCUGAAAAUCAGUCGAGUUUGUUUUACAGGGAAGUCGAGAAGACUGCGCCGGCCGCCAAGUACUGGUUCACUCCGAAAGGAUUGAUUCAAGAGGAUGUCACCGGCAUCAGAAAGUUCUUGACCAUUGGAGAAAUUUGCAAACCGCCGUUCGAACAUUUCGCGAAAUGCGGAUACUUGCAGUUCAACCCGAACGCUAAACGCCUCAUAAGACAGACUUCCCAUAAAUUCUCUAUUCCAUUCUCUUUCUGGAAGAUAACAAAGUUUGAGACUUGA
Molecule: messenger RNA, 1176 nt
Organism: Caenorhabditis sp. 36 PRJEB53466
Lineage: Eukaryota; Metazoa; Nematoda; Chromadorea; Rhabditida; Rhabditidae
Source: the annotation of a GenBank genome assembly